CUUCCAUAUAGAACAGAACGAAACGUAUUGGCAUUCACUCUACGGACGCUGCACCUGCGAUUUGAUAACCUGCAGAUAAGUACUCUGUUCUCUAGGUGAUCUUACGAUGUGGAGCCGGACUUCUGGGAGCGAUGUGGAAUCUGGCGAGAAGCCGCUGCUUUCGAACAUGAUACUGGAGGGCUCCGAGAUUCGGUGGGCGUUCAUUCGCAAAGUCUACUCGAUCGUCUUGUUCCAGUUGCUCGCAACUGCUGCAGUCAGUGCUGUUGUGGUGUUCGUGCGACCUGUCUCGGCCUUCUUUGUUGGUACGACUGCUGGCUUGGCAGUCUAUGUUGCCCUCAUUGCCUCAGUUUUCCUCGUGUUGUUCCCGAUGUAUUAUUUCCGCAAACGGCACCCCAUCAACUACCUUCUGCUCGGGAUAUUCACGAUCUGUUUGUCCUUCUCGAUUGGGCUGACAUGUGCAUUCACCAGUGGGAGAAUUAUUUUGGAAGCUGUAAUCUUGACGGCCCUGGUUGUCCUCAGCCUCACUCUUUACACAUUCUGGGCUGCGAAGAGAGGCCACGAUUUCAGCUUCCUCGGACCCUUCUUGUCCAGCGCACUCACCGUGCUUAUCAUCUUCGGUAUUAUCCAGAUUUUCUUCCCCUUCGAUAAGAUCAGCGUAAUGAUUUACGGGUUCUUGUCAGCAAUCGUGUUCUGUGGUUACAUCGUGUUCGACACAGACAACCUUAUCAAGCGCUACUCAUAUGAUGAGUACAUCUGGGCCUCUGUGUCUCUGUAUCUCGACAUCGUCAACCUCUUCCUCUCUUUCAUCUCCAUUUUCGGCGCUUCAGAGAGAUGAGCAAUGCUAGUUGCCCCUCGUUAUCUGUACACUCCGAUUCAAAUCACUGGUCUCUAUGUUCUGUUGUCGUUUUGUCUCCAAUGGAUUCUCAUUUCUUUGUUGCAACAAACAUUGGAUUACAUGAAAUCUCAAAUAAGACCACACACAUUGAAGAGA
Molecule: messenger RNA, 991 nt
Organism: Punica granatum (pomegranate)
Lineage: Eukaryota; Viridiplantae; Streptophyta; Magnoliopsida; Myrtales; Lythraceae
Source: RefSeq, a predicted model, not a curated record